GGGGGAGUGUUGCUAGGAGCUGCAUCAUAGAGCUUCGGUCUUUGUGAGAAGAGGGACGCACGGAAGGAGGCGCUCUCUCCAUCCAUCUCACUAGCCUGGGUAGCACCCGGAGGUGUCAUGGCGGCCGUCGAAGGAACGGUCAGCGGCUGAGGGGCCGUCGCUGGCCACUAUGUACUCGGCUUCAUUGCCGCCGCCGCCGCCUAGGCGGGAUUUCAUCUCGGUAACGCUCAGCCCCGGCAGUGGAGGGAUUGAGGCUGCGGCAGGAGGAGGAGGUUACAACAACAGCAAGGCCUGGCGGAGACGCUCUUGUUUACGGAAAUGGAAGCAGCUGUCCCGUCUCCAGCGGAGCGUGAUCCUCUUUGUGUUUGCCUUCUUGGCCGUCUGUGGAGUCAUCACUUAUGCAAACAUGACCGAGCCCUGGAAAAGCCUGACCAACAGAUCCGCAGAGGAGCAGAAGACGGAUUUGGAGAUCCCGGGUUUGAACCCAGCAAAUCAGGCAGUUCUGCCAAUACCCAAGAAAGCUGAUCCUAAUCUGGGGGAUUACUCAGAUUUUUCACUUCAAAAGCCCCCAAAGGAGCUUCCAGCCCGACGAGGCCCUCCUAACCUGCAACUCAGACCUCCUUGGAGAAAUACAAAGGUGAAGUCGCAAGAGGCUGCAGCCAAGGCAGAGGAAGAGCCUCCCCAGGCUGUCCAAGAACACAAAACAUCAAAAUCUGUUAUUAGCUGGCGAGGAAUAGUGAUUGAACCUGACCAGAUCACCGAAUCUCCUUCCAACAAAAUAAAGGAACAGGACAAACCCUCACCUGUGGAAUCUGAAGACCAAAAAGAGCCAGUGCCUCUUAAUGAGCGCCAGAUGGCUGUGAUAGAGGCUUUCCGCCACGCAUGGAAAGGCUACAAGGAAUUUGCCUGGGGCCAUGAUGAGCUGAAGCCUAUCUCCAAGUCAUUCAGCGAGUGGUUUGGCCUUGGCCUGACACUCAUUGAUGCUCUGGACACCAUGUGGAUUAUGGGCCUAAAGGAAGAGUUUGCAGAAGCCAGGAAGUGGGUUGCAGCAGAGUUAAACUUCGAGAAGAAUGUGGAUGUCAAUCUUUUUGAGAGCGCCAUUCGGAUCCUUGGAGGUCUGCUCAGCACAUACCACUUGUCAGGGGACUCCCUCUUCCUAGAAAAAGCUAAAGACAUUGGCAGCAGACUCAUGCCAGCCUUCAACACCCCUUCCAAGAUUCCAUUUUCGGAUGUAAACAUUGGCCGGGGCACAGCCCACCCGCCACGCUGGACAUCUGAUAGCACAGUGGCUGAAGUAACCAGCAUCCAGCUGGAGUUUAGGGAGCUCUCCCGCCUCACUGGGGAAGAGAAGUUCCAGAAUGCUGUUGAUGGGGUGAUGCAACACAUUCACACGCUCCCUGGAAAAAAUGAUGGUCUGGUGCCCAUGUUCAUCAACACCAAUAGUGGGCAGUUUACCCAUCUCGGGGUGUACACCCUUGGAGCCCGAGCAGACAGCUACUAUGAGUACCUGCUGAAGCAGUGGAUCCAGGGUGGAAAGAAGGAAAAUGAGCUUUUGGAAGAUUAUGUGAAGGGCAUAGAAGGCGUGAGAAUGCAUCUUCUUCGCAAAUCCCAGCCCAAAAGACUGACCUUCGUAGGUGAACUUGCUCAUGGCCGUUUCAGUGCUAAAAUGGACCACCUGGUUUGCUUCUUGCCUGGAGCCCUUGCUCUUGGAACUCACAAUGGGCUCCCUUCUGAUCACCUGGACUUGGCCACAGAGCUUGCGGAGACUUGCCACCAGAUGUACGCCCAAGUGGAGACUGGCUUGAGCCCAGAGAUUGUCCACUUCAACAUGCAUGCCCAGAAGGACCGAAAAGAUGUGGAGAUCAAGGCUGGAGACAGACAUAGCCUUUUGCGCCCUGAAGCCGUGGAGAGCUUUUUCUACCUGUAUAGAUUCACGGGUGACAAGAAGUAUCAGGACUGGGGCUGGGAGAUCCUACAGAACUUCAAUAAAUACACACGGGUUCCUACAGGAGGCUACACUUCCAUAAACAACGUCCAGAACCCUAGUAAUCCUGAGCCAAGAGAUAAGAUGGAGAGUUUUUUCCUUGGCGAGACGCUCAAAUAUCUUUUCUUGCUCUUUUCGGAUGAUGUUGACUUGAUAAACCUUGACAAAUACGUCUUCAAUACAGAGGCUCACCCCCUUCCUAUCUGGCAUCAACGUAAAUGACUUGUGGACCAGCCGCCAUUCCCAGUCUUGACCGUAUUCCAGCUUCCUGGGGUCUGAAGGGAGGUGUUCGGAGUAUUGUGGGUUCAUAGAUAUUUGCUGGACAGCACAUCAGAAAGGAAGCUCUGAUUGCGGCAGGGAAGUUUUUGGCCUGGAAUUCACACCCUCUCGUGUCAUCUCCCCUUUGUCACCCAACACUUGGACACAGAAGCCAGAGAGGGCCGAGCAAUUUUAUUGCAGCAUUGAGUUCUGCUUGGUACACAAGAUGCUUUGGGAGAGGUAGGACUGGUGUUGGCCCAUUGAGAUCCAGGUUGUACAGAUUGUCUUGGUGUCAGAAUUACCAUCUUGACAAAAGGAGCCUCGUUGAGGUACGCCAAGAAAUGCCCCAGCUUGCAUCAUCAUUCCAUUGUAUCGACCUAUUAUCUGCAAGGUAGAGGCAAUAAACGAGAAAGAUGAGUCCUUCGACCUGAAUUUAAAAUGCAAGUUAUCAGUGCGGUUGCUGAUUCUCCAGUCUCAUUCCAAGCUGAGGGGUUAUGCCAUGGUUGACACUGGCAGAACAAAAAGCUUCUUUCAGCUGCCCUCCCAGUGGCAGCAUCCUGAUUUUUUACGGAGCACUUUGAAUAAUCAUGUGGCACUUGUACGUGUUGUGAAUUGUGGAGAAGUUUUAAGUGCUGCAGUUGCUGGUUUGGGUGGAAACUCAUGUGUAGAUUUGUAGGUAUGUUGUGAUGGGAUUUUUUUUCUUAACUUAAUCUGCAGAAAUGCAAGAGACAUGUGAAGAGAGAAUUUAUGUUCUUAAGAGGUUAUCUACGCUGAAGUUUAUAAUGUUUUUGGCUCAGGUAUUUUGGACUGAAAGCUGCUUCCUGUGGCUUAGCUACUAGCAACCCUAAUGAUUUCCUUUCCCCCCAGACUGGAAUCCACACCUGAACCCAGCGGGACUCCUGGACUUUCUUUUGCAUUGUAUUGGCUUAGCUGGUGAUUUAUUGUAAAGGAGAGUUUUCACUAGAGAGUGAAAAGGAAGAGAUUGUUCGUCAUUUCAUUCCCUUGAUGGGCAGCCAAGUUCAAAGAGAUGACUCCAACAGAUAGCAUUGGCUGGUAGUUAUCAUAUCUGUAGAAGUGGAUUGCCGGGAAGAGAGUGGGUUGUGCCUUCUGUGCAUACUUGGUAGCCUUGAAGGUAGUGUUGGAAAGAGGUGGCCUUUUUAGCACAAGAAGGAGUAAACUCAGUAAACAGCCGACAUUUGUCUUAGCAACCAGUGGGUUUUGCACUCUCAGAAGCUCUUCCUAAGGAGAAAAUUUAGUACAAUAUGCUUAAUGCGCUUUUGAAUUAUUGUUCUGGGAUUCCCGCCUGAAGUUCAGUGUAGUCUCACCACCUACCUCAAGGGGUAAUUCAGAACAGGAAUUCCAUGCAACAGUGUGAUUGUGGAAAACUGAAUAUUUUCUCUGGAUAUACUCUGGCUUUGGGUCUGUUUGGUAUGCUACAGCUUUUUAACAUAUGUGGAUUUCAGAAUCCACAAUCUGUGAUUUUUAAAAAAAAUCGUUAAUGCUUGCCCACCCAUGUUCUUGGGCACAUUAUUUUUUUUUAUCCUUGCUUCCAGUUUCCCAUUUUCACAGCUCCAAAAGAGGAAUCCUAGUUUGCGGGGGUGGCCAACAGUAGCUCUCCAGAUGUUUUUUGCCUACAGCUCCCAUCAGCCCCAGCCGUUGGCCAUGAUAGUUUGGAAAAGGGUGGCAUCGGUAGCACAGUCCUUUCUAGCUCAGGGGCUGUCUAGUCAUGCCUCAGCAGGAUCUUCAGUCUUUGUACAUUUUGCAAAGGUGUGCUGUCAGUAAAGAUGCUGUUGCGCCUGCUUGGGUUUUUCCAGUGUUAAACUAGCACAUUUUAUUGAAUCACUAGCAGGAAAUUAUCCUGUUACCCCACAAAGGAACAAGAGCUGUGUUCCUGAUAGAGCCUUGUUUCUUGAACUGUGAUGACAGCUCACAGCAAUUGUCCUGCAAGUCAUAUUAAAUAUGGUGCACAUAUCAGCAAAGACUUUUUUCCACAUAAGGUGUGCACAAUAAAAUGAUAGCCUUAAGACUUUGUAAUCCAAAAAGCAAGAGGACUUUGAGGUUCAGUUUAUGCAUUAUACAAGAACUGGUGCAGGGGGGGGGCAGCUUUCUUUAGCAUGAAAUUAUUUGGGUGGCUGCUGCUCUCAGCUUCAGUCCUUCUCCACCCCCACCCCAGUCAUAAUAAUACUGACCUACCUUGCAGGUCUGUUCAAAGGAUGAAGGACUGCAAGUUCUUUGAGCAUUCCAGUUGCAAUUUAUAUGUAAAAUAUUGUGAUUUUCAGCUUGCCCAGUAGCAGAGUACAUGCUUGUAUGCAGUAGGUCCCAAGUUCAGUUCCUAGGAUCUUUGGUUUGGUGGGUGCAACCAUUCUCUGUCUCAGACCCUGGUGAAUCACUGCAAAGUCAGGAGAGCCAAUCUGAACUACACAGACUAAUCCUAGCUCAAAAUGGAGGAGGGAUGGGACUCAGUUGUGUAGAGUACCUGCUUUGCAUGCAGGUCUGAGGUUCAGUCUCCGGCUAGGUUCUCAGGUAACAGGUCUGGGAAAAGCCUUUCUGUGGCUGAGGCUUUGGAGAGCUGUUGCCAGUCAGCCAAAACAGUAUAAGCUAGCUUCAUAGCUUCUGUGGAAUUCCCUAAAUACUUUUUUAAAAAAUUGAGUCUCCUUAAGCUGGCUGAUCUAAUUGGACCAUAAAGCACCAACAAAAUUGUUUCUAGUGUGGUGUGCUGUCAUGUACCCAUUCCCUGCCCCCUCACAUAAAUGUGCCCUGGAAUUUAAAGCCAUAUCUUAAUGCUGAGAAAUUGCUGUGGUGUUUGGAGGCAGACACUUAACUUUUGCACCGGUGCCUUCAGAACGUGAGGGGAACGAAGGACAGGUAGGGGACAGAGCCACGAGAGGGCUCAUCCUACUUGCAGGUAGGCAGAAGCUAGAAAAAUUACUGCUGACAAGAACCUUACUAAUGUUAAAAUGGCAUAUCUGAUUCUUUGAGAGAGGGCACUUUCCACCACUGGAACAAUAUCUCAGUUUCCUGGGCCCGACUCAUGGCUAAAAGCAGGAGGAGUAACCCAAGCUUGCAUAAUUUGUGCAGGUUGUGGAACUUGGCUCUUGCAGAAUCCAGAUUCUUCUACCCACUCAAAGUGCAGCCUGGCUUUAAUGUGCUGUCCCAUUCCUAUUAGGCGUGCCUGCAAGCUCCCCUUUCAGGAAAACCAAGUCUUUAUAGGUCUUUGUUAUUACCACUUUCUCACUUUGCAUCACCAAAUCUACAGCCAUUCCUUUUUGAGUCCUCAGGUCUCCUGUGGCUACAUAUUGUCUGCUUUGGGGUUUAUGUAUGUGGGUGUAUGUAAUUGAGAAUAGAAAAAUUAUUAUUUUAAUGCUGUUCAUGAACAUUGCUGAUUCUUCUUCCUGUGUCUUAACAGGGGGAAACAGGAGCAUUCCCCAUACUUCUCCUCUGUUUUGAGAACUAUGUGAAAUAGCAUCCAGGAACGGUUUGACAGCUUGCUGUAGAUGACAGGGAGUGAAGGCCAGAACUUACAACCACCCAACCUCACGUGUAGCUGCUACACGCUGCCGUAUUUGCUCCUAUGUAGUGACAGGAGCUGGAUGCCUGUCCGGAGACCAUCCUGUCCCCUUGUCCUUACACAGAAAAAGGCAUAUUUCUGAAGCCUUGGUGAUGUGUUACCUAGUGCACCCUAUUUAAGCAGAAAAGUCCAUCCCGUUGUAAAUGUGCAGAAGGUUUAAAUGUACUUUGCCUUUUAAAGAGACAGGAAAGGUGACUUUUUAAAUAAAACAAAUCCCAACCUGUGUUAGUCAGAAAGUAAACCACAGAAUUCCAUUCCACUUUAAUAAACUCGUAAUUUAUUUUGAGAAA
Messenger RNA from Heteronotia binoei (common prickly gecko), 6100 nucleotides. RefSeq names its product mannosidase alpha class 1B member 1 (gene MAN1B1). Bases 170 to 2206 code for a protein of 678 amino acids. Gene Ontology annotation, cellular component: endoplasmic reticulum; membrane. NCBI's taxonomy places the organism in Eukaryota, Metazoa, Chordata, Lepidosauria, Squamata, Gekkonidae. Gene Ontology annotation, biological process: N-glycan processing; carbohydrate metabolic process. The transcript is spliced from 13 exons. The record is from RefSeq and is a predicted model, not a curated record. Gene Ontology annotation, molecular function: calcium ion binding; mannosyl-oligosaccharide 1,2-alpha-mannosidase activity.